Molecule: messenger RNA, 2673 nt
Organism: Pelmatolapia mariae (spotted tilapia)
Lineage: Eukaryota; Metazoa; Chordata; Actinopteri; Cichliformes; Cichlidae
Gene: rint1
Product: RAD50 interactor 1
Exons: 15
Coding region: 463-2481 (672 amino acids)
Biological process (GO): endoplasmic reticulum to Golgi vesicle-mediated transport; retrograde vesicle-mediated transport, Golgi to endoplasmic reticulum; regulation of ER to Golgi vesicle-mediated transport
Cellular component (GO): Dsl1/NZR complex
Source: RefSeq, a predicted model, not a curated record
CACAGCGAAGACAUGCGUGAGAUGUGGUCCUGCUCGCUGUGACAGCUGUUACCCUUACGGCCGUGAAUUGUUUCGGAAAUUUGGCAACCCAGUCUCCCAGUUAAAAACAAACAAACAAACCCUGUAAUUGCUCCCAAAAGGCUGAUUGUGUCCAUCUGGACGUUUUCAGUGGGAGAAACGUUUCGUCAUCAUCCAGGUGACGUCUUCAGUCUCAGCUGACUGCAGCUUUAUAAACAGGACAUUUGCACAAUGACCUCACAGCCCACUGAAUGAGCCGUGGGCUGCCAGCCAGCAUCUGUCUCCUCAUCGCAGCUCAGUAAAAACGUGCACAGGCAACAUCACUUACAGGUCCUGACUGUGUCCAGUUUGGUGCCUCCUAAAGUUUCAGCAGCUCUGUCUGCUGUCGAGGACGCCAGGUGUUCCCUGGAGGCGCUGCUGCAGAGAGAACAACUUACCUUCAACAUGCUGCACAAGCACCUACAGGAUGCCCAGCCUUGGAUGGAUAAACUCGAACAAACAUGUAACCAAGUUGACUUCAUAGAGAGACACAUGAAAUACCUAAGAUGCCUUCAACACAUAGAGGAGCUCAGUGCUACAGUUCAGCAGUGUUUGAUGACCAGCAGUGCCUGGGAAGCCAUAAGGGCAGUGGACAGCAUGGCGGCUCUGGAUUAUGGACUAAACCAGUCUAGAUGUUCUCAUCUCCAGAACUUCCUCCAAGAAACUCUUAGCUUCUGGCACAAAAUCAUGAAGGACCGUCUGACCAGUGAUUUUGAGAAGCUGCUGACUCAGCUUCACUGGCCGAUCAUCUCUCCUCCCACUCAGUCACUGACACCAACGCCCAGCUGUCAGGAGACUGAAGGCCAGCUGGAGCUGCUGGUUGGGCAGCUCCUCGCCCUGCAGACCUCCGAUGAUCUCCUGUCUCAGAGGACUUUGGACUCCAGCGAAGCUCUGUCCUCUCCCCAGAUGUCCAAACCUGCUCCCCUCUGUCUGCCCAUCCAGAUCAUGUUGUUGCCUCUCAACAAGAGGUUCAAAUACCACUUCUAUGGGAACCGGCAGACCAACUCUGUCAGUAAGCCAGAAUGGUACCUCACACAGGUUCUCAUGUGGAUGGGAAAUAACUCCACCUUCAUGGAGGAAACGAUCCAGCCGAUCUUGGAGCGAGGAGGGGUAACUCUAAGUGCCAAGGUGGAGUUGUGUCGAGGCCUGUUGUCUCUAGUCCAAGAGAAAGUGGCCAGCGAUGCUUCUAAGCUGCUGUAUGAUGAUGUGCUCUUCUGUCACUUGGUGGAGGAGGUGCUGCAAUUUGAGAAGGAGCUGAGAAGCAACCAUUCCUACCCAGGAGAGCUGCCUGGUGUGCUUCACCUCCUUCUCGAGGAUGCAGUCCUUCAGAAGUGGCUCACUAUGGAAAAGAAGAUGGCAGUGGAAAAGAUGGAUGCCAUGCUCUCGGCUGAAAGAGCCUGGAGCUCUCAGUAUAAAGACAUCAGUGAUAUGGAUGAUCUGAAGGCUCCAGACUGUGCGGAGACUUUCAUGACUCUGCUGCAGGUUAUUACUGAGCGGUACCGGACCUUACCUUGUCCUUCUGCACAACUGAAAUUUUUGGAGCUGCAGAAAGAACUCGUGGAUGACUUUCGUAUACGACUCACUCAGGUGAUGAAGGAGGAGUCUCGCUGCCCACUGGGUGUCCGUUAUUGUGCCAUCCUCAAUGCUGUCAACUACAUUUCCACCAUACUGGGAGACUGGGGAAACGAUGUGUUCUUCCUACAGUUGCAGCAGACAGCGGUCUCACUCGGUGAGGAAGCUGUACCCGGAGGCCUGGGCAUCAUGGAGAUGGGUCGUCUGGCUUCUCUCGAGGGCUCUCUGUUUGACGGUCUCUUAGCAUUGCUGGAUCGUUUAAAAGGAGAUAUGCUGGGAAGACUGCUGGAUUUUCUCAUGAGAGAAAUAAAAGAAAAAGCCAAACCAUAUUGCCAAGAAAGGUGGUUGUCCCUGCCGUCACAGCAAGACCAGUCCACCAUGUCCCUGUCCAGUACAGCAUGUCCCAUGAUGCUGUGCGUUAGGGACAGACUGUUGAACCUUCAUCAGGUGCUUGGCUUUUCUCUGUUUCACCUGGCCUGGCAGGGCCUGGCGGAAAGACUCGACAACUUUCUCUACCAAGAUGUGAUCCUCUGUAAUAACUUCAGUGAUGGUGGAGCAGCUCAGCUUCAGUUUGACAUGACCAGAAAUCUGUUUCCUCUCUUUGGUCACUACUGCAAAAAACCAGAGAACUUCUUUAAGCAUGUAAAGGAGGCAUGUAUCAUCUUGUGCCUUAAUGUGGGCUCUGCUAUUCUGCUGAGGUCUCUCAUAAAAGAGUCUGACAUGACCAGAGACUGUGCAGGUACGGGAGAUCCUCCACCAGAGUCGGCGCUGAACGAGCUCGGUGUUUUCUGUUUGGCACCGUGUGACGUGUUGAUCCUCCUCUCUCUGAGAACCUCGUGGUAUCCCUCCUGAUUAGCACAGUUUACUCUUUUUUUUGGUCAUUAGCAUUUAUGUUCCUCGUAGCUUUCAGAGUUGGUCAUAUGAUGUUCAGUAAGUUUGUCAUUAUUCGUUUCAUCUUUUCUUUCAUGGGGUAUUUAAUGGUUAUGACAUGAGAUGACCCAAGUACACAACAACUGUAUAAAUAAACCCAAGUUGUGUAAAACA